This is a messenger RNA of Branchiostoma floridae (Florida lancelet), 1812 nucleotides long. RefSeq names its product ankyrin-3-like. The transcript is spliced from 10 exons. The record is from RefSeq and is a predicted model, not a curated record. Gene Ontology annotation, molecular function: protein binding. Lineage: Eukaryota; Metazoa; Chordata; Leptocardii; Amphioxiformes; Branchiostomatidae. The coding region runs from base 1 to 1812 and encodes 603 amino acids. Gene Ontology annotation, cellular component: cytoplasm.
AUGUCUAACUUUAAGGAGGAGACUGAAGACGAACAUCUUGAAGGGGAACUCUGGCUUGCAGCUGGAGUUGGUGAUAUGCAGAAUGUGACACGGCUGAUCCAACAGGGAGUGGAUGUCAACUAUAAAGGCUAUUUGGAUACCACGCCACUUCACAGUGCAGCUUCAGGAGGACAUGUUGGUGUUGCUAAAGUCCUCCUGAAGGCUGGAGCACAGGUGGAAAGUACGGAUGGGUCUGGAAAAACGCCACUUCACAAUGCAGCUACAUGGGGACAUGUUGGUGUUGCUGAAUUCCUCCUGAAGUAUGGAGCACGGGUGGAUAGUACGGAUCGGCACGGCGAGACUCCUGAGGACAUAGCCGCAAGUAAAGACGUUCCAUACGGGCAUGAUAAAGAUCGUAUCCUGGAAGGAAGGAAGAGAAUUCUUGAGCUUUUUGCAGCAGUAAAGAUGGCCGGGUGCAUCGUGCGCAAAGUGGGUCCAGAAGGAGGGAAACUACAGACCGCAUCUUGUACCGUCACUGUACCGCGUGGAGCCGUUACCAUGGAAACACAAAUCACCUGUCAGGUCAUCAACCCCAAUGACGUCACCAUCCCCCUGAAGGACGGAGAGAUGUUAGUAAGUGACAUCAUAGAGCUGGGUCCGAAAGGGACAACCUUCAACCAACAUGUCACUGUACAAAUGCAGUACAGCAGCGCAUCGUCAGGUGGCGACAGUGAGGCUAUCAUCGAGAACAAGCUUUCUGUGUUAGUGGACCACUUCUCCAUCUUUGCGGUCAUCAGUCAGCCCAAACAGGACCAGUUUAACGUCCCUACAGGGGGGUGGACUCAGGCAUCAUCAACGCAGCCUGCGGUACAAGUCAAGUUCCCUAAAGGAUCUGUAAACACAGAGACACAAGUCACAAUACAGGUCCAAGAAGUUCCAGAAAGAGCUGUUACCAAAAUCAAGGCAAAGGACGAAUCUUUCCACGGCCUUCUCAGCACCAGUCCGAUAGUCACUGUAACUGUGUCUGACUCUGCAGUCCAGUUCCACAAACCGGUCACAGUGCGAGUCCCACAUCCUCAACACUACAUGGACAUCCAACAUGACGGAAACACCAAGCUGAGAGUGAUGUCAUGUGAGGAGGGAACAGAAGACUGGGUGGAUAUGACAAACAGCACAACUAACAUUCGUGUCACACUGGAGUAUGUGGAGUUUGAAGUCAGCCAUUUUUCCAGAUGGAUUGUAAUCGUUGUCACAGACAGAUGGGAGGGCUCAGAAGAAAUAGGUCCAAUCCUAUUGAAAAGGCUUUCCCGGUGGCUCCAGCACCGCGACGUCCAGUUCAUUCUGCUGCAGCGAGAAGACGACGCGAACGAAUGUGUGGUAGAAUGCUCUCAAGUUGCAGAAGAUCAAGAUAACCAGGCAAGGCCGUUGCGAGAGCCCGGUUAUAAGGUUGCGAUACCUUCUGACAAAGUAAGGCUAUUCGAAGGUCAACAAGUAGAAAUACGCUUACAAGGUAACGUGGCGCUCACACAAUAUGGUACGGAGAGCAGCGGCAAACCACGCAUCACCUUCUACAGUCGGAAUCCCAACCGUCGGCAUUUGCAGGUCACGGCUUUGAAGGGUUCAGAUGGUCGUGGAUAUGUUGCACUCUAUGCUCUACCACGUGUGGAGGUAGAAAAAUGCCAGAACGUUGGACGCAAAAUAGGAAGACUGAGAAAGGUAGCUAAAAAGGACGGAGAACAGGGAAAGACACAGGAAAUGCUUCUCUACAAGUUGACAAUUCAUGUGCCAGAAAAGACGUGGGAAAGUACUUUUACUUCAUCAAAGAAGAAGUAA